This is a messenger RNA of Dendronephthya gigantea, 2855 nucleotides long. RefSeq lists its product as uncharacterized. Gene Ontology annotation, molecular function: NAD+ poly-ADP-ribosyltransferase activity; transcription corepressor activity. The record is from RefSeq and is a predicted model, not a curated record. Lineage: Eukaryota; Metazoa; Cnidaria; Anthozoa; Malacalcyonacea; Nephtheidae. Bases 1 to 2397 code for a protein of 798 amino acids. The transcript is spliced from 6 exons. Gene Ontology annotation, biological process: negative regulation of gene expression. Gene Ontology annotation, cellular component: cytoplasm; nucleus.
AUGGAUAAAUUCUUUCCGCCAAGUUUUAGGAGAAGCUUUAGAAGUGAUCGGAGUUAUUGCGUGGAAGAUAACGUCGACGUGGAAAAAAUAAAAUUUUUACAAGAUAUAAAAUAUUUUAAACGACUUGAAGAUGAAUUUCCUAAGGUAAAGAUUGACGUUUCGACGGAUCAAAUCAUGAUCAAAGAGAAUGGUUCCUCAAAGCAAUUUGACGAAGCUGUGGAGAAGUGUCGUACGAUGUUGUCAGAAAUUGUGAAGAGUUCAGUGCCGUUGAGCUUAGGCGAAACCAACAUCUGGGAUGUAAUUGCCUGUGACGAGGCCCGUGAUUUUAUUCAAAAUAUUCUCAUCCAAGAAAAGGUGGAUGCAAAGGUGACACCCAGUGAAGAUGGACUUAAAAAAGUCAGAAUUAUAGCUUUGAACAGUACAGCCCGGCAUAGAGCAAAAGAAGUGGUUGUUCAAUCAUUUGUACGAGAAACUGUUGAAAUUCCGGAUGAUAUAGACCUUUCACCACAUUCUGGAGAACUGCAAGAAAUAGAACAAAGUUGCUGUCAAAUACAACGAGGAAAACCUGUCAAAGUUCAAGUUAUUGUUGAACAUUCAAAGAAAAAGUUUGUUGAGUUAGUUGGGGUAGCGAGUUUCGUAAAAGAUAUAAAAAUUUAUGUUAAAAAUCUUCUCGAAGGCAAAAGGGUUAGGAUUGAGUAUUUUGCAAUAGAUGUUUCCAAUAGCUUUUGGGAUUUUCUCUAUGACCAUUUUCGGACGAAAGUGAAGCCAAUCGAGAGUCAACUAGACAGUUACGGUGUCACGAUUAACCUGACUGAGAAACCAAAAGAAUUCAUAAUAGAAGGAAACAUGGAAGGUCUCAGAAGAUGCAAGAAAGAACUUGGAGAAUUAGAACAAACAAUUGUUCAAAGAGAUGAAAUAAUUAUAUCGCAGGACGUUCGUAACUUAUUUGCAAGUGGCAUGGAGGGUGAAAACAGGUUGAAGACAAUUGAAAAUACUCGACGUAUUGUUGUAAGAAAGACUCCAUUUGUAGACGUGUCCUUGUCCGAAAACACAACUAUUUCACGAUCCCAACCAUGUAGAAGCGAAGUAGUAAAUAUGCUGGUAAAACAUGGACGCAUUGAGAACGAAGUGGCUGACGUCUUAGUGAAUUCGGCUCUACCGAAUCUUAAAGUGAAAUCUCCAUGUUUGAAAGUUCUCCAACAACGAGGUGGUCAAGCAUUUAUUAAAGAGUGUGAACAAUAUACGGAUAUUCCUACCGGAGAUAUUGUGUGUACUCCCGGGUGCGAAGGGUUGUGUAAAUAUGUCAUUCAUGCUGUUUGUCAACCAUGGUACAACAAUGAACCAGAAAAGAGCGAAAACUUUAUUAGAAGUCUUAUCAAGAAAGUUCUUAAGAAAUGUAAUGAAUUGGGAGCACUCUCGGUUGCCAUGCCAAUCAUUGGGACUGGGAAAUAUGGCUAUUCCAAGCCCCUUGUGGUUGAGAUCAUUCGACAAGAGGUUGUUGAAAUGUCCACUGAAGAAGGAAGUCAAUUUUCUUUAUGUGAUAUUCGUGUGAUUGCCCUGGAAGAAACCAACUUACAGGAAGCUGUAAACAAAGGUUUUGUGAUUGAUUCGCCUGAUAAAGUUAUCUUACACUUUGUUGGAGAGAAACAAUACGUUGAUGAAUCAAUUGGAAAAGUGAAAAAGUUCAUUAGUAAAAAAAAGCAAGAGAGAGAAACACCUGGCCAGGAACCAUUAAUGAAUAUAGAUUUGCCAAGUUUCUGGGAAGACCAGCCACAGGGAAAAAUCGUCCAUCUUGUUGACCUGAAGGAGUCUUCCAGCGAGUAUCAAGAAAUAUUCAAACAUUUCCUCAAAAAUUGGAAUUCAAAGAAAACUUCGAUCAAUGUUUCUGUUAAAAUGAUACAGCGAAUUCAAAAUCCUGUUUUGUAUACUUCGUAUGUAGCAAGGAAAAGAAUGUUGAAAAAACUCAAAAAAGGAUGUGAGAAUGAGAUGAGUUUGUUUCAUGGAACUGCUACGAAGAACAUUCCAAUUAUAAAUGUUCACAAUUUCUCAAGAAGUUUCACUGGAGCUACUAGAGGUCAUUUCAGUCAAAUAUAUGGCCAAGGAGUUUACUUCGCGAAAGAAUCGUCGUAUUCUAGUGGUUUUUGCAAAGAUGACGAUGAAGUGAGUGCUAAUCUCAGUAAGAAGGAUCUUAAAAUGUAUGUUGUGAAAGUCUUAGUUGGAGAGUUUACCCGUGGCCACCAGAAGAUGAAAGCUCCACCUCUACGAAAUGAUCCAAAUAAUCCUGGAUUACAAUAUGAAUCAUUAGUCGACAAUGAAGAAAAUCCCACAAUCUUUACGAUUUUCCAAGAUAACCAAUGUUAUCCCGAAUAUUUAAUCACAUUCAUUGUACAGCGAUAAGUGCUCAUUCAGGAAAGGUUCUACUCAUAGCUAAUCUUAAGAAUUUUUUAUCACUGCACAUAUCAUCACAAUAAUAGUAUAGUGGAGAGGGUGAUAAAAGUGGUCCUAACUGGAAAUUGGUAAUUUAAAGAUGGGGAAUUGUAAGGGUCUGCAGGGCCUCUUGCAGAAAAUUGACUUGAUUUACAGCAUUAUCGGGGACAACUACUUAUGAAUCUACCUCGGCAGAGUGAUGUCUGUUGAGAAAAUACCAUUUAUCACUGCACAUUUCUCAUUUUAUCACUGCACAUUUCUCAUUUUAUCACUGCACAUUUCUCAUUUUAUCACUGCAUAUUCUACUUUGAUCACUGCACAAAUUGGUUAUCACUGCACACUAAAAUUAGGUAUGGUUCUACUUAGCCUGUAUUAAAUCAUUACGUUUCUAUAGACUAAAACAAACUUUCAAUUCAGACUAUUCAUAU